Molecule: messenger RNA, 753 nt
Organism: Fusarium tjaetaba
Lineage: Eukaryota; Fungi; Ascomycota; Sordariomycetes; Hypocreales; Nectriaceae
Exons: 2
Coding region: 1-753 (250 amino acids)
Source: RefSeq, a predicted model, not a curated record
AUGGAGUAUGUCACUGACGAUCAGGUGCUCAAGAUCUUGAACGAGUUCAAGGAAAAUAAAAUUACUCUCGUGGAAUGGGAGACUCCUCUACUACAGCGCUUGGGCUAUCCGCUUGCACAUCAAUCAGAUUUACUAUUUUUGGUUCCCGACGAGCAAAUAAACGAUGCUAGACACAUCGCAUCAGCCUGUGGCUUACGAGACGAUAACAAACCGCUAAGCUAUAUGGCCGAAUACGCAGAGAAGAGUUAUCGCUAUGUCUAUGGGGAGUCAAGUCACAAAUUCAUCCUGGUGCCCAUUUCCUGGACUAGCAUUCAACAAAAGGAGCUCGUAGCUGUUGAUUUGGCUACACUGCCGUGUUCUUUAUGGACGGUGCAUGUUCCUGCCUUUUGCGCCGCCUACUUGCGCAUCAUCAUGCGAGAGAAUGCUGGAAGUACUGUUCGCUCGAUAGCAAAAGCAGAUCUGGCAAGCGUCAUCGGCUACAGCAUGUUCGAUAUGAGCUAUGAAGGGGACUAUAUGCCUACACCGGAGGAUCUAGAGCAUCUAGACGCUGCUGAAAAGGAGAAAAUGGCUGAAAAUGAUGCUCUGGAGAUGGCAAAUGCUCUUAGUAGCAUAAAGCAAUGGGAAUUUACGGAAGAGGCGGAGUGGGCAAGGGAUAUGAUGCUUCAGCUAGUAUCUGGGAAGCUGUCGUAUGACGAUUUGCCGACAAGAAGUAGACCAGAAGUGUGGCUCAAACCUAAAGUUGAGAACACGUAG